UCCUACCUCUCCUUCUCUCUCAUCUUUAUCCUCAAUGUCUGUAUUUUUCUUCCUCUUCUUCAAUGAUCUUCAUCUUCAUCCUCAUUCUUAUUGUUUACGGUUUAUUAUCUUCAUCUUCAUUUUUUUUCCACCAUCUUCGUCUUCUUUGAAACCCUAAUAAUUUUAGGGGUUUUUUAAAUCUGAGUUUGUUCUUAACUUUUCUGGUUUUUCGAACAUGGCGUCACCAAGGUCUUGUCUUUCUUGGUUGUCUUCGUCCCAAGAAAGUGAUCCUACGAUUGGAUCUCCUAACCCAUGGUUCGAUUUCUACAAUCGCCUACCUGCAUCUUCUACGACUUCUGAUGAAACGGAUCCUAACUGGGGAAGAAGUAUAACUUCUGAAGAUGAAGAAAUACAGGGUAUGUUUGAUUUACAACUGGAUCUUCAAGAUCUAUACAUUGAGAACUUGUUCCCUUCCUCAGAUGAAGAAUCAUUGGAUGAUGAUGAAUUGCUGUCUGAUAUAGAUGUUCGAAGCCCAUUUUCUCGGUUUGUUUUUUUAUAAAUCUGAAGUCAACGAAAAAUUUAAUAUCCGCAUGCGCAUGUGGCGAGAGGGUUGCUCGUUUUCAAUAGCCGUUCAAAAAACGUUGAAGAAAUCAAGGAAGAAUUGAAAACUUAGUUUAUUUUAUGAUUUUGACGGUUUUUGUAAUUUAUUUGAUGUAAUUUUUUGUAAUUUAAAUUAAGUAGUUUAAUGGUUGGUUAAUUAUAACAAUUUCG
Molecule: messenger RNA, 750 nt
Organism: Amaranthus tricolor (Joseph's coat)
Lineage: Eukaryota; Viridiplantae; Streptophyta; Magnoliopsida; Caryophyllales; Amaranthaceae
Exons: 2
Coding region: 215-538 (107 amino acids)
Source: RefSeq, a predicted model, not a curated record